CUGACUGAGAACACAAAUGUUUAAAUCCUAACAAAGUUACGUUUCCGCCACGGCCCGCGGCUUAAACUCACCGUGCCGUGGUGCUGACCUCUAUAGCACUUUGCUUCAACCAAGGCACUGAGCCGCUCCAAUCUCACUUUCACCAAAAUACGGAAUGACCAUUUUCAACAACCAGGUUUCAUCGACGGCCUUCUUAGAGAUCGAAAAUAUUCUGUCAUACAGAUUCAAAAGCUUCAAACAACUGAAGCAAGUCCAAGCUCGUCUUCUUCGUUUCGAUCUCGACCAAGAUAAUUACCUCGUAAACAAGAUUUUACGUCCAUAUCUAGAAUCUGCAAGAAUUUCUCAUGCUCGCAAAGUGUUUGAUCAAAUUCAUGAACCAAAUAUCUUCUUAUGGAAUACAAUGGUAAGGGGGUUCGUUUCCAAUGAAUGCUUUCGUGAAGCGACUGAGUACUAUGCGUUUAUGCGAAAUGAAGGUAUGUUGCCUGACAACUUUACUUUCCCGUUUGCACUUAAGGCUUGCUCAUUGCUUGGAGAUCAUGGGUUUGGUAUGGAGAUACAUGGUGAUGUCUUGAAAUGUGGGUAUGAAAUGGAUGGGUUUGUCAUGACUAGUUUGAUUCGAUUGUAUGCGAAAUGUCGAUGUAUGAAAGAAGCUCAGAAGCUGUUUAAUGAAAUGCCUGAACCGAAUGUUGUUGCGUGGACUGUUAUCAUUGCGGGGUACGUUGAGUCUAAGGGAUAUAACGAGGCUUUAUGUAUGUUUACGAAAAUGUGGCAUAUGGGUUAUAUACCGGAUAGUUAUACAAUGGUUCGUUUGAUUUCUGCUGCUUCUAAUUUAGGGGAUGCGAGAAACGUUAAUUGGAUAGAAAAAUAUGUAAGAAAGAUGGGUAUGGAGAAUAAUGUGUUUGUUGCUACUUCAUUACUGGAUAUGUGUGUCAAGUGCGGAAGCAUGGAGAUGGCACGCAGUGUUUUUGAUAGGUUGCGGGCAAAGGAUGUUGUUGCUUGGAGUGCAAUGAUUGGUGGUUAUUCAUCGAAUGGGCUCCCUAAAGAAGCUAUUGACCUAUUUUUACAAAUGCAGAAGGAGAAAAUGAAACCUGAUAGUUUCACCAUGGUUGCAGUUCUUUCUGCUUGUGCAAGAUUAGGAGCUCUGGAACUAGGUGAGUGGGCAAGUGGUUUUAUUGGGAAAGAAGAAUAUUUGCUGAAUCCGUUCUUGGGUACAGCAUUGAUAGACAUGUAUGCAAAAUGUGGAAGCAUGGAUCGAGCGUGGGAGCAGUUCAAAGAAAUGAAGAACAGAGAUUCUGUUGUGUGGAAUGCUGUGAUAUCUGGACUCGCCAUGACCGGACAUGUGAAAGCCGCAUUUGGGCUUUUUGCUCAGAUGGAAAAGCUGGGAAUUCUACCUGAUGACAACACUUUCUUGGGACUUCUUUGUGGUUGUACCCAUGCAGGUCUUGUUGAUGAAGGGUUGAAGUAUUUUGAUGGCAUGUCUCGUGUCUAUUCUUUGAAUCCCAGGAUUGAGCAUUAUGGAUGCAUGGUUGAUCUUCUGGGACGAGCUGGUUUGCUAGAGAAGGCUAAUCGGUUGAUUGAAGAAAUGCCAAUGGAGCCCAAUGCGGUUGUGCUGGGGGCGCUAUUGGGUGGGUGCAGGAUACACAAGGAUACACAAACGGCUGAACAUGUAUUAAAGAAGCUAAUUCAGCUAGAACCUUGGAAUGCAGGGAAUUACAUCCUCUUAUCGAACAUUUACUCUUCCAGUGGUAGAUGGAGUGAUGCUGCAAACAUAAGAGCAACCAUGAGCCAAGAAGGAAUUAAAAAAGUACGGGGAUGUAGUUGGAUUGAAGUUGAUGGAGUCGUUCAUGAAUUUCUUGUUGGGGAUAAAACCCAUCCAUUUUCCAGAAAGAUUUAUGAAAAACUCGAGGAAUUGGGUAAGGAGAUGAAAGCAAUUGGUUACACUCCUACAACUGAGUUUGUAUUGUUUGAUAUUGAAGAGGAAGAGAAAGAACAUUCCCCUGGUUGUCACAGUGAGAAACUGGCAAUUGCAUUUGGUCUUAUAAUUACGAGACCAGAAGACAGCAUUCGGAUAACCAAGAAUCUCCGCGUUUGUGGUGAUUGUCAUACUUUUAUUAAACUUGUUUCGAAGAUUACUAGCAGGGAAAUUAUUGUUAGAGAUAAUAACAGAUUCCAUUGUUUCAAAGAAGGAUCAUGUUCUUGUAAGGAUUAUUGGUGACAAACCAACAAUAAUACCAAUUGAAGCAUUGUUUUA
Papaver somniferum (opium poppy) is the source of this 2251-nucleotide messenger RNA. RefSeq names its product putative pentatricopeptide repeat-containing protein At3g08820. Bases 155 to 2215 code for a protein of 686 amino acids. The transcript has a single exon. The record is from RefSeq and is a predicted model, not a curated record. Gene Ontology annotation, biological process: RNA modification. Lineage: Eukaryota; Viridiplantae; Streptophyta; Magnoliopsida; Ranunculales; Papaveraceae. Gene Ontology annotation, molecular function: protein binding; RNA binding; zinc ion binding.